GGCUGUUUUCUUUGUGCAUGCAUUUCAAUUUGUGUAAAGACAGUAGUACAGUAGUUUUGAAGGGUUGUCCAGUAGAUUAAAACCAUGUUUAUUGAACUGUUUCUUUUGUGCAUUGGAGCUUUUCUUCUGUUCUUCCAGCUCAGAAUUCGGCGACUCAAAAACUUCCCACCUGGACCUACACCUUAUCCCUUAUUUGGAAAUUUGCUCCAACUGGAUUCCAGAAACCCUUUGAAGGACCUGGAUAAGUUUGCUCAGCAGUAUGGAUCAGUCUACAGUCUGUAUAUUGGUAGGCAUCCAGCAGUAGUGUUGACAGGUCACAAAGUGAUCAAAGAGGCAUUGGUCACACAAGCGGUGGCGUUUGCUGGUAGACCGAGUACCAUGUUAAUCAGUCAUUUAACACAGAACAAAGGGGUUUUAAUGUCGGAUUUUGGAAACGGUUGGAAGGAACAUCGGCGUUUUACUCUGACAACACUGAGGAACUUCGGCCUUGGAAAGAAAAGUAUGGAGCACAGGAUUCUGGAUGAGGUCAAAUUUAUCAGCUCACUUUUGGAGGAAUCCGCUGGGAAGGUAAUUGACCCACAAUAUCUUUUCCACAACGCUGCUUCAAACAUUAUGGCCACCAUCAUCUUUGGAUCACGCUUUAGUUAUCAGGAUGAAAUUUUCCAAAAAUUGGUCACAUCCAUUGAAAAUUUAGCUAAAAUUAUCAUCGGACCAUGGGAAAUGCUUUUUGAAAUAGCUCCAGCACUAAGGAUUUUUCCACUGCCAAUCAGGAAAGGUUUUCAAUAUUUUGAGCAGAUUAAAGAACACAAUCUCAAAGUUAUUGGUGAGCACAAGAUGUCACGAGUUGCUGGGAAGCCUAGAGAUUUGAUUGAUGUUUACCUGGAGGAGAUGGAGAAGUUGUUUUGUGUUUUUUAUCUACAGAGAGAAGAUCAAUGCACAAUAUUUAAUGAUUCUCAGAUGGCCACUUUGCUCUUUGACUUGUUUUUGGGUGGGACUGACACGACCUCUAACACACUCCGCACCUUAACCCUAUAUUUGAUGACCUACACUUACAUUCAAGAGCGAUGUCAGCAAGAGAUUGAUGAAGUCCUUGGGGCUUGUGAACAUGUUACAUACGAGGACAGAAACGCCAUGCCCUACAUUCAGGCAGUGAUUCAUGAGGCUCAGCGUGUUGGUGACUUAGCUCCUCUUAGUAUGUUUCACUCUACCACAACCAACACCCAACUACAUGGCUACAGCAUCCCAAAGGGGACGAUCAUCAUUCCUAAUUUGUCAUCUGCUCUAAGAGAUAAAAGUCAGUGGAAGUUUCCCGAUGAAUUCAACCCUGAAAACUUCUUGAAUGAAAAAGGGGAAUUUGUGAAACCUGAUGCAUUCAUGCCUUUCUCUGUUGGAUCCCGUGCAUGUUUAGGAGAGAGUCUAGCUCGCAUGGAGCUCUUUCUCAUCCUGGUCACGAUAUUGCGGGAAUUUCGUCUGAUCUGGCCAGAGGAUGCAGGAGUACCAGACUUCAAUUAUAUAUAUGGUUUGACACAGUCAGUAAAACCGUAUCGUCUGCGUGUAGAACUACGUAGACCAGAGAAGACUUGCUAAUCUUAAGUAUGAUAGCACGCAGGGCAUAAUAUGCAGUCUGUUUUAAUUACACAUAAGACAAGCACAAGCUUUAUCAAAUACUAUAUAUAUGUGUGUGUAUGUAUGUAUAUAUAUAUAUAUAUGAAUGACACACGCACACAUUUCUUUUAAGCUUCUUACAUUCAAAGAGUAUAGAAGUACCUAGGGGCGAAACUCACUUACAGUUUGGACAACAAUCGCUAGAUAGCGAUGAUGUCACCAUUUUGGAUUGAACCAACGGCUUGAAUAGCAGCAUGGAUGUGGACAAGUGUGAGUGCAGGGAAGUUGUGUGUGACAUGGAAAAGUGCAAAAGAACUCUUGUGUACGUGGUGGAACUGUUCAAUAGAGUCAGAAUCCAUCAUAUAUUAAGGACCCAAAAUCUAAAAAUCACAGCCCAAACAGAUGCGCAACAGAAAAUUGUUAAAGCCAUGUCAUCUGUAAAUCAGUACAUUAACUCUCUCUUUCUGUAUCAAAUGUAUGUGUUGUACAAAGUUUUUAAUCAGUCAAGAUUAAUUAGCCUAAAGACUAAACACACAUAGAACAGCUAAUACACUUCCAUUUUCUUUUUAUUUGUAGUAAAUGUGUGCACUUUACUUGAACAAUGUUUGAUUUGUUGUGUGUAAUGCAGGCAAAAAUUAUGUGGUGAUAUAUCAUCACUAAUUUUAUUACUGUUAUUUUUGUGAUGAUCAUGUCCUGCAUAAUGAGUACGAGCUGAUGCCUCUGGGUAGAAGGUACAGGUUACCAAACUGUAAGCUUAAUCGGUAUAAAUUUUCAUUUGUGCCACUUUCAAUCAAAAUAAUAAAUAACAACAGAUAGGGGUGCGUGUGUAUUAGCUGCAUGUGAUGUAUGUAUGAUUAAUAUUAUUAAAUGAGAUUGGAUAUAAUAGUAGAAUAGGUAAUGGCUUUGUAAUUUUAGGGCAGCUGGUGCAAUAUAUUGUAAGGUUAUGUAUUUAUGAGUGUAUAUGCUGUGUUUAUAGCUGUUAUGGAAUUGUGCAAUCGGGUACUGUGCAAACCAGAUGCUAACUAUUAUAGCAAGUUUAACGGGACAUGUGGAAUUGUCAGGAUGAGGUGGGAUGGUGGGUGUGUUUUGUGUAAGUAAAGUGUGUUUUUUGUGUAUGUAUCAAUAUAUCGCUUUUUAUUCCCUUGAUUGCCCAAGACAAAUUUCUCCAAUAGGAGACAAUAAAGGCUCAUCUAAUCAUCUAAUCUACUAUUAAAUAUUCUCUCUUG
Messenger RNA from Paramisgurnus dabryanus, 2831 nucleotides. RefSeq names its product cytochrome P450 2F2-like. Gene Ontology annotation, cellular component: cytoplasm; intracellular membrane-bounded organelle. Gene Ontology annotation, biological process: xenobiotic metabolic process. The record is from RefSeq and is a predicted model, not a curated record. Gene Ontology annotation, molecular function: heme binding; oxidoreductase activity, acting on paired donors, with incorporation or reduction of molecular oxygen, reduced flavin or flavoprotein as one donor, and incorporation of one atom of oxygen; iron ion binding. Lineage: Eukaryota; Metazoa; Chordata; Actinopteri; Cypriniformes; Cobitidae.